UAACCCGGAUAUGAAAGCACGCAAUCGGACAGACCACAUCCGGAGUAGAUGAUAGGCAUGUUUUGACUCUGUUUCCUUUCACUUUAUUUUCAACUUCAUUUUACACCGGUGUCAUGUCUCGGGGGUCAAGUGCAGGUUUUGACCGCCAUAUCACCAUCUUCUCUCCGGAGGGAAGACUCUACCAAGUCGAGUAUGCCUUCAAAGCCAUCAACCAGGGAGGACUGACGUCCGUAGCAGUCAGAGGGAAGGACUGUGUUGUGGUCGUCACACAAAAGAAAGUCCCAGAUAAGCUAUUGGAUCCCAUGACAGUCACACAUUUGUUCAAAAUUACAGAGAACAUUGGCUGUGUUAUGACCGGCAUGACUGCUGAUGGCAGGUCUCAGGUACAGAGGGCACGGUAUGAAGCAGCUAACUGGAUGUACAAGUACGGCUAUGAGAUCCCUGUGGACAUGUUGUGCAAACGCAUGGCGGACAUCUCCCAAGUCUACACACAGAAUGCCGAGAUGAGACCACUAGGCUGCUGUAUGAUUGUGGUCGGACUGGAUGAGGAGUUGGGUCCACAGCUGUUUAAGUGUGAUCCAGCGGGCUACUACUGCGGCUUUAAGGCCACAGCAGCUGGAGUCAAACAGACUGAGGCCACUAGCUUCCUAGAGAAGAAGGUCAAGAAAAAACUGGAUUGGACCUAUGAGCAGACCAUAGAGACAGCUAUCUCAUGUCUGUCAACCGUCCUGUCCAUCGACUUUAAGCCCUCAGAGCUGGAGGUGGGAGUUGUCACUACACAGGACCCAAGAUUCAAGAUUCUGUCGGAGUCUGAGAUUGAUGCUCACCUGGUGACUUUGUCUGAGAGGGAGUGAGGAAAGUUGGCAGCCUUUUUUGCUGCCAUUGUCAUUACUCUGAAAUGGAUGAUGAAUUGCAGCUCCAGAAAAAUCUGCCUCCUACUACAAGUCAGGAAAGUAAUGGAGGAGCUAGUAUCAGUUUUGUUCCAAACAGGUUACAGUUACACAGUGUGAGAGAGACAAACAAAAAGCUGAACAAUAUGGUCCUUUUUACCAGGUGGGCAGACUAUAUUACCCAUGUGCAUUUGCACUUACCCCUCCUCCAUCCUCUCUGGUCAUACCCAGGACAUGACUGCACAAGGUAUUAUCAACAUAUUGGCCCCUCCUGCAUUUUCCUUUGAGCCACACUGAGACUAUUCACCGCAGGCAGUUGCCAAAUGCCAUAGAGCCUGGAAAGAUGCUGGACAUUCAGAUCUGUCAACCAUGUAACACAUAAGUCUGAUAUUCUCUGUGGUUGCUGAUGGUGUCAGCCAUUGGCCCCACUGGAUGGAGCCCAGCCCAGGUGACUUCAAUUGUUGAGUGUGACAUGAGCAGAUUGGAAGACGGGGUGUGGUAACACUACGACUACAGCACAAUACCUCUUAAUACCUCUUACUUUGUACAGGCUUGGUGGUCUCGCAGCUUCUUGAGUCACUGUAAUGCAACAGUGCUUCCAAUCUUUACUCAGGGCUGCCUGGUGUAUCUCUCUCAUUUCAUCCAUCUGAUUUUUAAGUCUCCACCACCUUUAGUUCCAAGAUGAUGUUUUUACUCUGAUGUACUUUGUAAUAACCCAGGGAACAGCUGUGGGAAUUCUCCCAUUGCGACAGUCAUUAUUGUCACACCCUUGUUGAGGUCUGCUGAGGUCAACGUCAACAGGAAGUCUCAAAUUAUUUUAUUCUCUUCCCUGUGUUUUCAUCCUUCUCCCCUCUGCCACCAUUGCUGUAGAUUGAUGCACUUCCAUUAAACACAAUGUUUUAAUUGAA
Molecule: messenger RNA, 1798 nt
Organism: Scatophagus argus
Lineage: Eukaryota; Metazoa; Chordata; Actinopteri; Scatophagidae
Gene: psma6a
Product: proteasome 20S subunit alpha 6a
Exons: 7
Coding region: 114-854 (246 amino acids)
Biological process (GO): ubiquitin-dependent protein catabolic process
Cellular component (GO): proteasome core complex, alpha-subunit complex; nucleus; proteasome core complex
Source: RefSeq, a predicted model, not a curated record